Phialemonium atrogriseum is the source of this 4306-nucleotide messenger RNA. RefSeq names its product cleavage factor two protein 1 protein. The record is from RefSeq and is a predicted model, not a curated record. Gene Ontology annotation, cellular component: nucleus; mRNA cleavage and polyadenylation specificity factor complex. Lineage: Eukaryota; Fungi; Ascomycota; Sordariomycetes; Cephalothecales; Cephalothecaceae. Gene Ontology annotation, molecular function: nucleic acid binding; protein binding. Bases 133 to 4008 code for a protein of 1291 amino acids. The transcript is spliced from 4 exons.
GACGGGACGACCUCUGUCGAUCCAAUAAUACGUGCUUUGACCGCGUUUUUGGCCAGGAACUUUUUUCAAGAUAGCAACACCAAGUCCCGCCAGUCUGCCGCAUCCAAGCGAUAUGCUCGUAAUUGGUGAGACAUGCAGUGCUACACCGAGCUGACGCCCCCGACGGCCGUCACGCAUUCCGUGGCAUUGCCAUUUAUCUCGGCACAGAGCAACACUCUAGUGGUCGCAAAAGCCUCCCUCCUCCAGAUCUUCACGACAAAAGCCAUAUCCGCCGACCUCGAUAGCACUCAGAGCACUGCCCAGCAGCCGACGAGGCUGUCGAGCAAGUAUGACAGCCGCCUCAAUAACGACGACGACAAACUCGAGUCUUCGUUCCUCGGAGGCGAUGCCAUCAUCUUGAAAUCGGACCGUGCAAACAAUACCAAACUCGUCCUCAUUGCCGAGAUACCUCUCUCGGGCACAAUCACGGGUCUAGCCAGAAUCAAGACACCGAGCACAAAAUCUGGAGGCGAUUUGCUCCUCAUUGCCUUCAAGGAUGCAAAACUCAGUCUUGUCGAAUGGGACCCUGAGAGGCAUUCUCUGAAUACAGUCUCAAUCCACUACUAUGAACAAGACGAGCUUUACGGAAGCCCCUGGGCCGCCCCUUUGAGCGAUUAUGUCAACUUCCUGGCUGCAGAUCCCGGCAGUAGAUGUGCCGCCUUGAAGUUUGGUCCCAGAAACCUGGCAAUUCUGCGCUUCAAACAGCCCGAUGAAGACAUGGGCAUGGAUGACUGGGAUGAGGAGCUAGAUGGUCCCCGGCCUGUCAAGGAUUUGUCCUCAGCAGUCGUAAAUGGAACUAGCAACAUAGAAGAGACACCAUAUUCACCCUCAUUUGUUCUACGGCUGCCCAAUCUUGACCCUAGUCUCCUCCACCCCGUGCAUCUCGCAUUCCUCCAUGAGUACAGAGAACCGACAUUCGGCAUCCUCUCCUCCACACAGAGCCCGUCGAACUCCAUGGGCCGCAAGGACCACCUCUCAUAUAUGGUCUUCACCCUCGACCUUCAGCAGAAGGCAUCGACCACCAUCCUCUCCGUCGGUGGCCUGCCACAGGACCUUUUCAGAGUCGUCGCCCUCCCAGCCCCGGUUGGGGGUGCAUUGCUCGUAGGGGCCAACGAGUUGAUUCACAUCAACCAGUCAGGAAAACCCCAUAGCGUCGCCGUCAACCCCCUCGCAAAGCAGUCCACUUCGUUCGGCCUGGUAGAUCAGUCCGACCUUGAUCUUAAGCUGGAAGGAUGCGCAAUCGAUGUCCUGUCUGCCGAGAACGGCGAGCUUCUCCUCGUCUUACAAGACGGACGGCUAGCACUGAUUACCUUUCGAAUUGACGGCCGCACCGUCUCUGGUCUCUCAGUCAAGCUGAUCCCGAAAGAAGCUGGAGGAGAAACCGUCCCCUGCAGCGUCUCCUCGCUCACCCGGAUUGGUCGGGGCAACAUGUUCGCCGGCAUUGAGGAUGGCGACUCGCUUGUACUUGGGUGGACCAGAAAACAAAGUCAGACCUCCCGGCGGAAAUCGAAGAUACAAGACCUUGGUAUGGAUGUCGACGACGAAGACUUCGACGAUGACGAAGAUGAUCUUUACGGCGAUGAAGCCCCUGGAAUUCAGCCUACGGCUUCUGCAGGAAAUACUGGCAAAGCCGGGGACUUGAGCUUCCGCAUCCAUGACAGGUUGAUCAGCAUUGCGCCGAUUCGGGCCAUGACCUACGGCAAGUCCGCCACGCUCCCGGGCAGCGGGGAAGCAGAGGCAAAUUCUCCCGGAGUUCGGAGCGAGCUGCACCUCGCCUGUGCAGUCGGUAGAGGCAAUGCUAGUUCUCUCGCGGUCAUGAACCGAGAAAUUCAACCGAGAAUCAUUGGACGUUUCGAGUUCCCCGAGGCGCGAGGUUUCUGGACCAUGUGUGCUCAGAAACCCCUUCCAAAGUCGAUCCAGGGGGACAGAGGCGGGAGCACGGUUGGGAAUGACUAUGGCACUUCGAACCAGUACGACAAGUACAUGAUCGUGGCUAAGGUGGACCUCGACGGAUACGAAACUUCCGACGUAUAUGCCCUCACCGCUGCGGGCUUCGAGACCCUCACAGGCACCGAAUUCGAACCCGCUGCAGGUUUCACGGUCGAGGCUGGGACAAUGGGAAGGCACUCGAGAGUCAUUCAAGUCUUAAAGUCAGAGGUCCGCUGCUAUGAUGGAGACCUUGGACUCAGCCAGAUCCUCCCCAUGCUCGACGAAGAAACCGGGGCUGAACCGAGAGUCAUCACUGCCAGCAUCGCCGACCCCUAUCUUCUUUUAAUCCGAGACGAUUCUAGCGCUUUCGUUGCACAUAUGGAUAACAACAGCGAGCUUGAAGAGGUUGAGAAAGGCGACAGCCUGACGUCGACAAAGUGGGUUACCGGUUGCUUGUAUGCCGACAAGAGCGGUACAUUUUCGGAGACUCAGUCAAAUGGCGACGCCAAAUCAGGGGAGAAUGUGCUUAUGUUCCUCCUGGGUGCCACUGGUGCUCUCCAUAUAUAUCGCCUCCCAGAUCUCUCAAAGCCCGUCUACGUAGCUCAGGGACUGUCUUAUAUCCCGCCUUCCCUUUCUGCUGAUUAUUCAGCUAGGAAGGGGACAGCGAAGGAGACAGUGCGAGAAAUACUCGUGGCUGACCUUGGAGAUACUACCCAUGAUUCUCCGUAUCUUAUUCUUCGACACGCAAAUGAUGACCUGACUCUCUACCAACCUCGGCGAAACCCUCGCGGUGGUCCUGGUGAUCUGUCAAAGACUCUUUCCUUUCAAAAACUGCCCAACCCGGUAUUCGCAAAGGAUCCUCAAGAGGUAGUCCAGGACGACGCAACACAUCAGCCCCGGUUUCUACCUCUGCGUCCUUGCGGCAAUAUCGCAGGAUAUAGCACCGUCUUCCUCCCCGGCGCUUCCCCAAGCUUCUUAAUCAAGUCGGCGAAGUCGAUCCCGAGAGUCAUAGGUCUCCAAGGCUCGGGGGUGCAGGCAAUGAGUUCCUUUCAUACCGAAGGUUGUGAGAGAGGCUUCAUCUACGCCGAUUCUCAGGGAAUUGCACGGGUGACGGAGCUGCCGAGCGACUACAGCUAUGCGGAGAUCGGGAUGGCGGUGAAAAAGAUCCCGCUGAACAUUGAUUGUAGCGCUGUUGCCUUCCAUCCCCCAACGGAGUGUUACGUGCUUGGCUGCAACUCCUCAGUGCCAUUCGAGCUCCCCAAAGACGACGACUAUCACAAGGAAUGGGCGCGAGAGUCGUUGACCUCCAAGCCAAUGGUCGACAGAGGCAUACUCAAGCUGCUUACCCCAGUCAACUGGUCGGUGAUCGAUUCCGUGGAGAUGGAGCCCUACGAGAUCGUCAUGUGCGUCGAGACUCUGAAUCUGGAAGUCUCUGAGUCGACCAACGAGCGGAAGCAGCUGAUCGCUGUGGGCACGGCCCUCUCCAGGGGCGAGGACCUGCCCAUCCGUGGCCGGGUAUACGUCUACGGGAUUGCCGAUGUCAUCCCCGAGCCCGGACGGCCCGAGACAAGCAAGAAGCUGAAGCUCGUGGCCAAGGAAGAUAUCCCGCGCGGGGCCGUAACGGCGAUUUCCGAGGUCGGGACCCAGGGUCUGAUGCUCGUCGCCCAGGGCCAGAAAUGCAUGGUUCGUGGUCUCAAGGAGGACGGGACCCUCCUGCCUGUGGCAUUUAUGGAUAUGAACUGCUAUGUGACGAGCGUCAAGGAGCUUCCGGGCACAGGCCUGUGCGUCAUGUCGGAUGCCUUCAAGGGUUUGUGGUUCACGGGCUACACCGAAGAGCCGUAUAAGAUGAUGCUCUUUGGCAAGAGCGCGACGAGGCUAGAGAUACUCAACGCCGACUUCCUCCCCGACGGCAAGGAGCUCUUCAUCGUCGCGAGCGAUGCAGACGGCAACAUCCACAUCCUCCAAUUCGACCCCGAACGUGAGCUCUCCCGCCCUUCUCCCUUCCCCCGCACGCCACAGCGUAGGUGCUUAAUUUGCUAACAUGCCUCACCCGGUUCCUACAGACCCAAAAUCCCUCCAAGGUCACCUUCUCCUCCACCGCACGACCUUCUGCGCCGGAGCCCACAUCCCAACCAGCUCCCUCCUCCUCCCCAACACCGCACCACCGGACCCGACGGCCACCGACACAAACAGCGGCCCCGCCGACGACCCGGACGCGUCCGCUCCGCCCAAGCAACCGCCCCAACUCCUCCUCCUCGCCUCCCCAACGGGCGUCCUGGCAGCCCUCUCCCCGCUCCCCGAGUCCUCGUACCGGCGCCUCUCGUCGCUGACGACGCAG